Molecule: messenger RNA, 306 nt
Organism: Caenorhabditis briggsae
Lineage: Eukaryota; Metazoa; Nematoda; Chromadorea; Rhabditida; Rhabditidae
Exons: 2
Source: RefSeq, a predicted model, not a curated record
UGCGUCGAUAAGGUCAACCCAUCCACCGGAGUGUCUGAUUGUCCAAAGAGUGCCUACCUUUGCAACGAUUCCACCUACUACGCUUUAAUGACUGAGCAAUGUCCAAAGACUUGUAACAGAUGCAGUGGAAGCAACAACAGCAACAACAGUAACAACAAUAAUGGAGGAUCUUCAUCCAGUUGUGUUGAUAAAGUGAACCCAUCUACUGGAGUAUCGGAAUGUGCAUCAAAGGCAUACUUGUGCACCAACUCCAUCUACCAGUCUUUAAUGAAGGAUCAGUGCCCAAAAACCUGUGGAUUCUGUUAA